CAUGCACCAACUUGUGAGUCAAGUGAGAACUUGGAAUAACAUCAGGAUAUGUUAGGCCUUGUAAAAAAUGGUUCCUGAUUUACGAUGUGUGUACAUUUUUGGAGAAGGACCUCUUGCGGAGGAAAAGCCACCAAAGGACUAACAUAUUGAUUGCCCCGGUCAAGUAUUGAACGCAUUUCGUUAACUCGAUUUAAAUCAAACGCCACAUUUCCCACAACCAAUUCAAGCAAUUAUGAACUCGAAUUCCCCUCAUAAUUUAAUCAAAAUCUGUUGAAAUGGCCGUCUUACGUGUCGAAAAGUCCUUUGUCUUUUAAUUGAUUUUCCGUAUGCCGCGCUGUCAGGGGGUUGCGUACCCUCUUUGGUGUGUGUUAAACCGAGAAGUUUAUAAAACCACGCGCCAAGCACAGUUUUAAAUGCAAUCAUUUUGAAGGAAGAGUGAAUACAUGUUACCAUGAAUGUACCAACGGCUUAUCUUCUCGCUUUCUUAUUGGCUUUCGACUACAGUGUUGGAGAAGACUAUUCGAAGUUUUUCGAUGGCUUACCAAACGAAAUACAUUCAAUUAAGGACAGGGUUUCCAAAAACAGAUUUAAACGCACCGUUGCCGAGUUAAGUCAAAGAGUUGUUGGAGGGAUUGCAGCAGAGGAAAAUAAGUUUCCCUGGAUUGUUUACUUUCACGCCAUCUCUAAGAAACGAAGAAAUGGCUCUGAUGAAUAUGGAUCAGUGACAAAUUUUUGUGGCGGAUCUCUGAUACACUCCAGAUGGGUCCUCACAGCUGCUCACUGCCUGCCAAGCGGAGAACAGACCUCAAAGGUCUGGGUCUACAUCGGAAACAUAUUCUCACACAUAAAUAAAAGAAAGCAUAGCGAGAAAAUAAAGGCGAAAGCUAUUUUCAUUCACCCGAAGUAUGCUGGUACGGGGUUUAAAGGUGCUGAUCUUGCCCUUUUGUACUUAUCGCGACCGUCGAAGCACCAGACUAUUCGGCCCGCCAUGUCGCCGGCGGACGAUGAAUGGAGCCGACCAGGGACAGAAGCGGCGGUAGCAGGCUGGGGGUCAACAUCGACAUCAUCAAAAGACCUGUCACGUGUUUUAAGAUACGCGAAUGUCAAGGUUAUUCCCAGAUCUCGUUGCAACCACCCAAAGUCAUUCAACAACUCGGUCUUGUCUGAUAUGAUAUGCGCGGCUGGUCGAAACCGGGAUGCGUGUUACAGUGAUAGUGGCGGGCCUCUCAUGGUAAGGACCGGGUGCGGAAACAAAGAUUCCUGGGUACUUGUUGGAGUAGUGUCCUGGGGAAGAGGAUGCGCAUUGGCUCAGUAUCCAGGUGUCUACGUGAAAGUUUCUGAAUAUGCUAGCUGGAUUUAUGACAUCAUCAACCCAGGACGCAACAGCAAGCAUUACAACAACUGCUGUUUUUGCUCUGCGAAGGCUGUUCUUCAUUUAAGAAAUGGAAUGAGAAAACGAAAAAAGAAGGUUACAAUAUCUGAUGAUAUGAUAUCUUUGCCAUACGGCCCCCCUGGGCCAAGGGGGCCUUCAGGACCUCAAGGGGAGCCUGGUACGCCUGGAGUACCGGGGGCUCGUGGAGAGCAAGGCUUACCUGGAAGAGAGGGACCUCCUGGCCCACCUGGAGGAAGAGGUCGCGAGGGGUCUCCUGGUAAGCCGGGCCUUCCUGGCCCACCUGGCAGAUUGGUUGGCCUUAACGGUAAAAGCUAUCCGACUUUGGACGAAUUACUUGAUCUUGCUGAUGAACUCAAGAAUCUAAAAGGUCAGCUCCAGGACAUGAUUAGACAAACAAAGCUUGGCCGCACUAAAGACUUCCCUGCACGAUCGUGCAAAGAUCUUCGCCGACAAUCAGAAGGCCUGCUCAAUUCCGGGAGGUACUGGCUGUCACCUAAAGAUGACGGUCUUCCCUUUGUUGGUUAUUGUGACAUGGAUACGGAGCAUGGUGGCUGGACCUUGGCCUACAGCUACACUUUCACUAAUUUCCAGAAGUUCCGUGGCUCAGACAACACGAUCACACCAGUACCAUCCUGGAGCAAAACAACGAAACCAAGGGACCAUUCUAUCACUGUCUCUACUAAAGCACCUCAAGAAUUACACGAUUACGGAGCCAUUGACUAUUCUUACUGGCAAUUCCUUGGCAAGGAGAUGUUAAUAAAAUCAAAUAUUAAUGAUUGGCUAAUUUGCAAGUCGAAAACGAACGCAACGAUAUUUGAACCGGUAGACAAACGUCAGAGGUACGUCUACUACCCAGUUAAUUGUCGGAACAUAAAGGAUGUUACUGUCAAAUGUGAUCAAAAUGCACCGGACACAUUAGUUUGGACUGAGUUCGGGCUGUCCCUUAUUGUUUUCAAGAGGCGGUUUUUACGAGGGACGUUUUAUAGUUGGGAUACGGAACGGACCGGUUGGCCGGUUCAUGAUCCGUGCGCAUCGACGAGACAGAAACACAACAAAGUGGUGUCCCAACCAUUUGGUGCCAUUUUUAUCAGGUGAUUUGCUGGGGUGGUAUCGUCCAGAAAUGUUUCAAAAAUCAUCAACAUAAUAUAAUUGCGCAGAUAGAUUCAAGCAUUUAUAUCAUUCCGGAGGAUCAAGAUGUAACGCCCGCCAUGAUCGAACCGAGCGAUGUUGCUGAACGAUCAAUGGCACAUUCUUGUGCGUCACCCCCGGUAUAAAGAUAGGUGUGUCAAUGAAAGGAUACAACACAGGGGUCUUAAACUUUGAUCCUCCCUCCGCCGACGAUCAAGCAGUAUACAGCAUUGGGAUAUAUCGAAGUCGACAUUUCGGUUAACUUUUUUAAGUUUUUGUCACCUGCUUUUAUUCAAAUCAAUAGACGCCAGAUACAACAAAUAUUUUUAAAUAGCAAAGUUUUUUUUAAAAAGUCUUAAUGCUUUUGCUUUUUUAUAUGUUAAUGAUUGUCUCUUUUUAAAUACGCUUUAUUUAUAGUAUUCCGUUCAGUUUUUUCCCAUUCUUCGAGAUCGUUUUCAUAUUUCAUACUGGCGUUCGUUGGUGAAGCUGUUGCUCUGUUGUAUUAGCCCCUCCCCCUAUCUCAAAAUGAGUUUCACCUGCUUUAUCAUAAUUUAUUCAUCGUUGUUCUGAAACUGCGACUUAUUCAUUGGCAUAUUUGCGUUGAAAAAGUAUCACUUCUACAGUAAAGAAAACCAGUCGAUUCGAUUGUAAUAUCAAUACUUUUUACUAUUGGUAUUGCAAAGACUUUUUAUUUAUUCAGACAAAACAAAUUUUUGCAGUUCUGAACUUGCUGCAGAAUAUUAGCCAGUGGCAUUAGAAAGACCCUCUUAAGCUUCGAUAUUAAAGUGAACUGCUUUUCUGUAUGAUGAGGCUCAUCGACCCCUUUUGAUGUUGGUUUUUACCACAAUGUGUAUAAGCAGAUACAAUUAAUGGAAAACAAUUACAACCAAAAGCAGUUUCGUAAGUAAAAUUCUAAUAAAUAACUUUUCAUUCCGUCAUUUUAGUAUCUGAAUUUUAUAGAUAUUUUGAAUUUCAUAAUAUUUGCGUGUUUGAAGUGGCGAAUAAUGUAAAUAUGCAUUAAAUAUAUAAAUAUAUAUGUUAUACAUUUUUAAUAUUUGCUA
Rhopilema esculentum is the source of this 3582-nucleotide messenger RNA. RefSeq lists its product as uncharacterized. NCBI's taxonomy places the organism in Eukaryota, Metazoa, Cnidaria, Scyphozoa, Rhizostomeae, Rhizostomatidae. Gene Ontology annotation, molecular function: serine-type endopeptidase activity. Gene Ontology annotation, biological process: proteolysis. The record is from RefSeq and is a predicted model, not a curated record.